AUGAGACUUCUACAAUUUCAGGAAGCAAAUGAUUAUCUUAUUAAUAAUAAAUACUCAAAAUUUCUUUUAAGAGUUGGUGAAGGCUGUGAAACAUUCGAUGGCUCCAGGGAUAAAAUAAAAAUUCCUCAAGAUUGUUGUAUAGCUUCCAAUGAUAUCGAGGAUCUUAUUGCUUUUGUUUACGAUAUAGACAAAGACAAUUCAUCAUUUAACCGAACAUCAUUUGCUCAAAAUGCAAUCCUGACCCCUAAAAACGUAGAUGUCGAUUCUAUAAAUAUUAAAUUGAUUAACAAAAUUCCGGGAGAUUUAAUUACAUACAUAAGUGCUGAUAAAACGAUAACCGAGGAUGAAGCGACGUUUUAUCCCACUGAAUUUUUAAACUCUUUAAGUAUAUCAGGAUUACCACCUCACAAACUUUUACUCAAAGUCGGGGUACCUAUAAUAUUAAUGCAUAACUUAAAUUCUGCUUCUGGUUUGAAUAAUGGGACUAAAUUGAUUAUAACUUCUUUGCUACCAAAUAUAAUUGAGGCGGAAUUUGUUUCUGGUAGUUUUCUCAGUACUAAAGUUCUCAUUCCUAUAAUAAAUUUAAUUCCUACAGAUUCUGGCUUGCCAUUUUCCUUUAAGCGCCGCCAAUUUCCCGUGAGACCUGCUGACAAUUAA
This is a messenger RNA of Gordionus sp. m RMFG-2023, 657 nucleotides long. RefSeq lists its product as uncharacterized. The coding region runs from base 1 to 657 and encodes 218 amino acids. The transcript has a single exon. The record is from RefSeq and is a predicted model, not a curated record. Gene Ontology annotation, biological process: DNA replication. Gene Ontology annotation, cellular component: replication fork. NCBI's taxonomy places the organism in Eukaryota, Metazoa, Nematomorpha, Gordioida, Chordodea, Parachordodidae.